AUGCCAGCCAGCAGCGGUCUUUUUCCAGCACUCAACCUCUUUCCGCUCAACGACUCGUUUAUCCCAAAGCACAUUGUCCUCGCCGGCGGACAACGCGUCAAGAUUGGUCGCCAGACAAACGCAAAGACGGUGCCCGGAGAGAAAAACGGAUACUUUGAUUCAAAAGUACUCAGUCGCCAGCAUGCAGAGGUCUGGGAAGAGAGCGGAAAGAUUUACAUCAAAGACGUCAAGUCGUCAAACGGAACAUUUAUAAAUGGCACCCGGCUCAGUCAUGAAGGCGUAGAAUCGCCUCCUUUUGAGCUCAACACCGACGAUGUAGUCGAAUUUGGCAUCGAUAUCGUCGGGGAAGACAACCAGACAAUUGUCCAUCACAAAGUCGCUGCCAGAGUCCAGUGUUUGCUCAGCCAGGACGAUGUAAACGCCGCCCAGCAGCAUGCCGUCUACGCCCAACAGGCUCAGCAGCAUACGCUCGGCCAUUCCCAGCCAAAUCACUUUCAACAGAUGCCCCCCGGUCAACGUCGCCCUUCUCUCCACGGUGCGCCAAACCAUCAGGGCAGCCUGGGUGCUUUGGCUCCCGUUGGCAGGGGCGUCCCAAAGCAGGGCGGGCUCUCCUUUGACGCAAUUCUCAGUAAACUUCAGAGCGAAGUCCAACGGAGCAGAGAAACAUCGCAAGAGCUCCAGUCGUUGACCGCUGCCAUGUCGGAAAUUCAUGACUCGUUGGGCGGAGUGUCGGCUCAACCCAUCCCCGCUUAUCCACAUGUCCUCCCUCCCGUUCGCCAGGACUCGGAUCCCGUAGUGCCGCCUCCUCCCACCGCCCCCCCUCCAGAAGUUGCCCUGCUCACGGAACAAUUGGAGCAGACCCGCUCGAUGCUCACGACACACGUUGACAAGAUUGAUAGUCUUGGAUUGGAGAGCAUCGUCGGCGAGCAUGAUGGGCUCAAGCGCGAGAUUGGCAAGCUAAAGGAGAUGAUCGACCAUCAAAAGCUCGAAACCACAAUGGCUAUUGCAAGCCAUGAACAAACACGAAAACAGGCCAUGGAGGAAGACGAUGAUGAUACCCGGAGUGUUGGCACCGUGAUGCCCAGCGAGCAAUUUGACGAGGACAUGGAAGACGACAACCUUGAAGCUCGAAGGCGCAGAAGUCGCGAGCUCGGCCGUCCUCGAACACCAGAACCGUCCAUGGGAAUGGACGAUUCGGACGGCGAAGGCGACAUGAAUCUCUCUGGUCCAGCCAGACUCGCCAGCCGCGGUACGGUGCGCAGAGGGUGGGACGGUCGCACAGAAAAUGGCUCGGCAGAUGCCACCCUUCUCUCUUCUACGACCCAAGAAAGCGUCGACAAACUCACCGAACGUCUCGAUGAGCUCACAGCCCGAUUCGAGUCUGCUAUACAACACACUCAACAGCUUCAGGCCAAGCAGGCUGAGGCUCAAGAACGAAUUGCGCUGCUUCAGGCAAAAGUCGACGAGCUCGAGGCGACAAAGGAGUCUUUGGCAGCAGCCUCGACUAUCCGAGACGAGUCGGCAGCCUCACAAGAGCAUCCAUCGAUUAUUGCAAACCUCGUCGAGCUCACCAAAACCUUUGAGGGAAAAUGGGAGCGUCAAAGAGAGGAAUGGAUCGACGAGCGUGAGCGAUUACGCGCGACAAAGGAAGAAUGGGAGCGCAGGGUUCGUCGCGUCGAGGAGGAUCUCGUCGGAGUGAGAGAUGUUGCCUCUGCGGCCUCUGCAACCGCCAACAGUGCCUCGACGGCCAUUGCCGCUCACGCCAAGGAUCUGGCGAGUUUCAUCUCGGAAUUUCGCGAGGAGACGGCCAACGAACGCGUAGACGAGUCUGAGUUUGCUCCACCAAGCCCGAGGAGCAUCUCGUCGGACGUCUUGCGCAGGCGGAAAAAGUCGUCUGCGCGUGCUCGGGGACGUUCGCGGUCACAGUCACCGUCUGGUCACGUCUCCAAUGGGCAUGCUGUCGAGCCAGAGGAGGUGCAGCAGCCCUACUCGCCGACAUCGCUCAGCUCGCCCCCUUUUGCCAACGGUCAGGCCUCGGAGCUUAAUGGUUACAACGACAGCAGGCGACUACCGGCUGCGUUGGGGGAGCUCGAGGUUCCGUCCCGAAGCGAAUCCAUGAGCUCGACGUCUGCCCUCUCGCACUCUGGCCGCAAAUCUGAUACUGCUAUACCCUACAUGUCUGCAGCCGCAACACUUGGUGUCGCACUCAUCGGUGUCGCGGCGUGGACAGCAGCCAAUCAUAUUCACACAUAA
This is a messenger RNA of Serendipita indica DSM 11827, 2253 nucleotides long. NCBI's taxonomy places the organism in Eukaryota, Fungi, Basidiomycota, Agaricomycetes, Sebacinales, Serendipitaceae. The record is from the annotation of a GenBank genome assembly.